GAGACAGACCACGUUAGCAGCAGCAGCAGCAGGUCCGCAAAGUACAAGCGACCGAGUGCGUACCGCGAGUCGCGAUCUUCCGCUAUUGGAUCCGUUCUAACGGAAGCCGCAGUGAACCUGAGAGGUCGAACACGGUGGCGAAGGGAGAACGUAGGGAGUAUUUUUAGAAUAUCACCUCGGUCUACCGGUUUUUGGCGUAGGCGAGAACCAACGAAGAUAGCGGAACAGCGGAUUUGUCCCUCUCGGACUCGUCGUCCCGUAACGGCUAGUUAGAGUUCAUUGGUUUCGGGCCCGCGUGUCUCUCGAAUGCUUGUGCGCUCGGAUUCUAACAACGGCAUUGUGCGCGCAUUACUAUUGCCACAGCAUCCAUGAAGCUGCAGGCGAAGGCGGGAUCACCACCUUAGCAGAAGCUGUUUAGCGAGUGAUACCGUGAUCGUGUGGUGGUGAUAGGCCAUACGCAGGCGUCUCCUCGGCCGAGCCGAUCCCGCGGGAAAAUGCCGAUGAAAGAGUGGAUCUCGCAGCUGCAGCCAGUGCAGCUGUACAUUGUGCUCGCCCUUUCGGUCGCUUACUGCAUAGUGCAGCUCUUCGUUAGCCAUAUCUCACACUCGCUGGUGCUGCUGGUCAACUCCUACCAUAUGAUGUGCAACAUUAUUGCUCUCACGGGCUGUAUUUUAACCAUAAAGAAGAGUGCCAAACCGAAGACUGAGGAGACCCUAAAGCCGAUUGAACCCAGCGGCGAUAAAUUUACGGAAGUUCCGCUAGCCCUUGAUGCACCGGUGGAAGCGGGCAGCUUAAAGCCUGCCUCGAAUGCUCUUCGAUCGCAGGGGGAGUUAACGGCCCUGGACAUUAAGCACAAUGUAAAGGUGAAAGCACGCCAGGUGCGGGAGAGUACGCUCAAGAAUACGUUCGGUUGGGCACGGAUCGACAUUCUGACCAUGCUGGUCGUGUGUAUCUUCAUGGCGUCGUUCUGUUUCUCGGCCGUCGUCGAAGCGCUACAAACACUGUUCCACAUCUCGCACCAUGGUGAUGCGAUGCACUUUGCGGAGCAUGUACUGGUGCUCGCUUCGUUGGGGCUAGUACUGAACGGGAUCUGCUAUCUACUGAUCGGGGGUUAUACGUACCAUCAGGGUAGCUUCCUGUACAUUACUUCCAGCGGUAAUGUCAUACUGGAUCACGUGAUCAGUGGUGAUGGUGUGCGGAAGGGUGAUCGUCGGUUGUCCGGUUCACGCCGGAAUGCGUCUCCAUCGCAGCUACGCAGCAAAUCGAAGCAUGAGAGUGUCCGCGAGCUGAUGCGGGACAUUUGCAGCACCAUCUUUGUCAUCAUUUGCUCCCUGAUCGUCUACUACACGACGGAGGAAACGGCCAAAUUUGUGGAUCCCGUACUGUCAAUUUUAUCCUGUGUGGUGCUAAUCGCCUUGAGCUAUCCCUACAUGAAAGAAUCCGGAAUGAUACUGCUGCAAACCAUACCCAAUACGAUCGAUAUAGAGAUCUUCAAACAGUCGCUACUGGAAGGCUUUAAGGAUAUCGACAGUGUGCACGAUCUGCACAUCUGGCAGCUAAGUGGGCACCAGUACGUCUCGACAGUGCACAUCAUUUUUGAUAGCCCCAAGGUGUACCAUACUAUCCACGAAGCUGUGAUCGAGUUUUUCCACGAGCAGGGCAUUAAUCAGGUGACGAUACAGCCGGAGUUUAAGAGUACGAGCGAAAGUCGUGCCCUUGGCGAUGGUACCGAGCGGUGCCUGAUCCAGUGCAGUACCCGUGCCCAGUGUGCCAGUCGUCGGUGCUGCGGUACAAACGAUCCACAGGAACCACUGCUAAAGGGUGUGAUCGCACAGGAGUGCGGUGCUGGAACGAGUGGUGGGGAAGCGAUACAAUUGACUCCUGUGGAGCCACCUGUAGCUGAAGGGGCAAGUGGUGUGGCCGAUGCUCCGACAACGAUUACCACCGAUGCUGGUACCGAUGAAACCGAAGCUCCAACGAACGUAACCGCGAAGGACUCAAUCACAGUACAAAUAGGGCCAGUAAAGACUGAUGAAGAACCACCAGGAGUGGCGCUACGAGCCAGUGCAGAUGAAUCAGUAGCAAAAGAAGUAACGAAUUAACGUCAACUGCCGCACGCACGUGGCGAUUAGAUUUCGAUUCCUCCUCCCGAAGUACCAGAAGGUAUUGCCAUAUUGCUUAUACCGUUGUGUUAUGUGUUAGAGAGCCCGUAAGACAACGACGUAUCUGCUGUCGGUUUAGCAUUUUAUUUGAAUUAAAUAUAAAUAAUAAACAAUUUUAA
This is a messenger RNA of Anopheles darlingi, 2281 nucleotides long. RefSeq lists its product as uncharacterized. Bases 495 to 2102 code for a protein of 535 amino acids. The transcript is spliced from 5 exons. The record is from RefSeq and is a predicted model, not a curated record. Gene Ontology annotation, biological process: zinc ion transmembrane transport; intracellular zinc ion homeostasis; detoxification of zinc ion. Gene Ontology annotation, cellular component: membrane. Gene Ontology annotation, molecular function: zinc ion transmembrane transporter activity. NCBI's taxonomy places the organism in Eukaryota, Metazoa, Arthropoda, Insecta, Diptera, Culicidae.